AUGAAAAUUACGAGCACAUCUUGCAUCUGUCCAGUCCUCGUGUGUCUCUGUUUUGUGCAGAGGUGUUAUGGAACUGCUCAACACAGCUCCAUCAAGGGGACAAGAAACCAAACCAAACACAGCGAAGGUGAAACCGAAGUCCACCACCGUCCCAAAAGGGGAUGGGUUUGGAAUCAGUUCUUUGUUUUAGAAGAACAUAUGGGACCAGAUCCACAAUAUGUUGGAAAACUGCACUCCAAUUCUGACAAAGGUGAUGGAUCUGUGAAGUACAUCCUUACUGGAGAAGGUGCUGGGACUAUAUUUAUCAUUGAUGAUACCACGGGUGACAUCCACUCAACAAAAAGCCUAGACAGAGAGCAGAAGACCCACUAUGUGCUUCAUGCUCAGGCUAUUGACAGACGAACAAACAAGCCCCUUGAACCUGAAUCUGAGUUUAUCAUCAAAGUGCAAGACAUCAAUGACAAUGCUCCAAAGUUCACAGAUGGACCAUAUAUCGUAACUGUGCCUGAAAUGUCAGAUAUGGGUACCUCUGUUCUACAGGUGACAGCCACUGAUGCAGAUGACCCUACCUAUGGAAACAGUGCUCGGGUGGUUUACAGCAUUCUCCAGGGACAGCCCUACUUCUCUGUAGACCCUAAAACAGGAGUUAUUAGAACUGCCUUACAUAAUAUGGACAGAGAAGCCAGAGAACAUUACUCAGUGGUCAUUCAAGCCAAAGACAUGGCUGGGCAAGUUGGAGGGCUGUCGGGAUCCACUACGGUCAACAUCACCCUGACAGAUGUCAAUGACAACCCCCCACGGUUUCCUCAAAAGCACUAUCAGCUGUAUGUUCCUGAGUCAGCUCAAGUUGGUUCAGCUGUUGGGAAAAUCAAGGCAAAUGAUGCGGACACUGGUUUAAAUGCGGAUAUGACAUACUCCAUUCUUAAUGGUGAUGGUGUUGGGAUAUUCUCCAUCUCCACUGACAAAGAGACCAGAGAAGGGAUCCUUUCCUUAAAGAAGCCACUGAACUAUGAGAAAAAGAAGUCAUAUACCCUCAACAUAGAAGGAGCCAAUACACAUCUUGAUUUUCGCUUUUCUCACUUGGGUCCUUUUAAAGAUGCUACCAUGCUGAAGAUCAUUGUUGGGGAUGUAGAUGAACCACCGCUAUUUUCCAUGCCUUCCUAUGUCAUGGAAGUCUAUGAAAAUGCCAAGAUUGGGACUGUUGUUGGCACAGUUUUGGCACAAGAUCCCGACAGUGCUAACAGCUUAGUAAGAUACUUCAUUGACUACAAUGCUGAAGAUGACAGGUUUUUCAACAUUGAUGCCAACACUGGAACGAUUAAGACUACCAAGGUUCUUGAUAGAGAAGAAACUCCAUGGUACAACAUCACAGUUGCUGCCUCAGAAAAUGACAAUCCAAGUUUGCUGAGCCAUGUCACAGUGGUUAUUAGAGUUCUGGAUGUCAAUGACAAUCCACCCGAACUUGCCAGGGAAUAUGAUAUUGUUGUCUGUGAAAAUUCUAAGCCUGGCCAGGUUAUUCAUACCAUCAGUGCCACUGAUAAGGAUGAUUUUGCCAAUGGACAAAAGUUUAACUUCUUUCUUGAUGAACAUCUCUCUAUAAACCCAAACUUCACUCUGAAGGACAAUGAAGAUAACACAGCCAGCAUUCUGACAAGGCGGAGGAGAUUUAGUCGAACUAUUCAGGAUGUGUAUUACCUCCCCAUUAUGAUCUCUGACGGUGGAAUCCCCUCUCUCAGCAGCAGCAGUACCCUCACCAUCAGGGUUUGUGCGUGCGAGAGAGACGGGCGUGUGCGGACCUGCCGUGCAGAAGCCCUCCUGUCCUCGGCUGGCUUGAGUACAGGAGCCUUAAUCGCUAUUCUACUGUGUGUUGUCAUUCUCCUAGCAAUUGUAGUACUUUUCAUCACCCUGAGACGCAGCAAAAAAGAGCCCCUGAUCAUUUCAGAGGAGGACGUGCGGGAGAACGUGGUCACCUAUGAUGACGAGGGGGGCGGCGAGGAAGACACCGAGGCCUUUGACAUCACAGCCUUGAGGAAUCCAUCUGCUGCCGAGGAGCUCAAGCACCGGAGAGAUAUCAGACCGGAAGUGAAACUCACCCCCAGGCACCAGACGUUUUCCACCCUGGAAAGUAUAGAUGUUCAGGAGUUUAUUAAGCAAAGACUGGCUGAAGCUGACCUAGACCCCAGCGUCCCGCCUUAUGACUCUCUGCAGACUUACGCCUAUGAGGGUCAGAGAUCGGAAGCUGGGUCCAUCAGCUCGCUGGAUUCAGCAACCACACAAUCAGACCAGGAUUAUCAGUACCUUGGAGACUGGGGACCCGAGUUUAAAAAGUUAGCUGAACUCUAUGGAGAAAUAGAAUCUGAAAGAACAACUUAG
Messenger RNA from Mesoplodon densirostris (Blainville's beaked whale), 2373 nucleotides. RefSeq names its product cadherin 18 (gene CDH18). The coding region runs from base 1 to 2373 and encodes 790 amino acids. The record is from RefSeq and is a predicted model, not a curated record. The transcript has 11 exons. Lineage: Eukaryota; Metazoa; Chordata; Mammalia; Artiodactyla; Ziphiidae. Gene Ontology annotation, molecular function: calcium ion binding; cadherin binding. Gene Ontology annotation, biological process: calcium-dependent cell-cell adhesion; adherens junction organization; cell-cell junction assembly. Gene Ontology annotation, cellular component: adherens junction; plasma membrane; catenin complex.